AUGCCCCCUCCAAAUAAAAGAAAACGCCAUCUUGAGGCUGUGAGAAAAUCAAAAGCUGAGCAUGUGCGUUUAAAAAAAAAUAAGACAAUGCAUCAAUCUAAUGAUUUAUUGGAUUAUGAAUCA
Messenger RNA from Racocetra persica, 123 nucleotides. NCBI's taxonomy places the organism in Eukaryota, Fungi, Glomeromycota, Glomeromycetes, Diversisporales, Gigasporaceae. The record is from the annotation of a GenBank genome assembly.